UGACGCUGAUUCGGUCGCAGGAAGAAACUAACAGUAGUUUGACACCGUGCCGAAGACAUGUGUGGAAUAUUUGCGUACCUCAACUACCACGUCCCUCGCACUCGCCGUGAGAUCCUCGAGAUCCUGCUGAAAGGUCUGCAGCGACUGGAGUACCGCGGAUACGACUCGGCAGGAGUGGGCAUCGACGGAGGAAACAGUAAGGACUGGGAGAACAAUGCUAAGACCAUCCAUCUGAUCAAACAGAGAGGCAAAGUGAAGGUCCUGGACGAGGAGAUCCACAAGCAGCAGGACAUUGAUCUAGAUGUCGAGUUUGAUGUCCACCUUGGUAUCGCGCACACGCGCUGGGCCACACAUGGUGCUCCCAGUCCCGUCAACAGCCACCCACAGAGAUCUGACAAACACAACGAGUUCAUUGUCAUUCAUAAUGGAAUCAUUACCAACUACAAAGACCUGAGGAAGUUCCUGGAGAGUAAAGGUUAUGAGUUUGAGUCCGAGACCGACACCGAGAGCAUCGCUAAGCUGGUGAAGUAUAUGUACGACAACCGUGAGAACAGUGAAGUCAGCUUCGCUACACUCGUCGAGCAGGUUACUCAGCAGCUGGAAGGAGCCUUCGCCCUGGUGUUCAAGAGCGUGCACUUCCCAGGAGAGGCUGUGGGAACAAGGAGAGGAAGUCCACUGCUGAUGGGUGUGAAGAGCGACCACAAGCUCUCAACAGAUCACAUUCCCAUCCUCUACCGCUCAGCUGGUAAGGACAAGAAGAGCUGUGGUGGUUCUCUGCCCAGGAUGGACCAGGACACCUGCCUGUUUCCUGUGGAUGAGAAAGCUGUCGAGUUCUACUUCGCCUCUGACGCCAGUGCUGUGAUCGAGCACACGAACCGAGUCAUCUUCCUGGAAGACGACGACAUCGCUGCUGUGUCAGACGGCCGUCUGUCCAUCCACCGGAUCAAACGGAGAGCAGGAGAUCAUCCAGCUCGUGCCAUCCAGACCCUGCAGAUGGAGCUGCAGCAGAUCAUGAAGGGUAAUUUCAGCUCCUUCAUGCAGAAGGAGAUCUUCGAGCAACCAGAAUCUGUCGUCAACACCAUGAGAGGCAGAGUGAACUUCGACGACAACACAGUGACAUUAGGAGGAUUGAAAGAUCACAUUAAGGAGAUCCAGAGGUGUCGGAGGCUCAUCCUUAUUGCAUGUGGAACCAGCUAUCAUGCAGGAGUGGCAACCCGUCAGGUGUUGGAGGAGUUAACUGAGCUGCCUGUCAUGGUGGAACUGGCCAGUGACUUCCUGGAUCGCAACACACCAGUCUUCCGGGAUGAUGUGUGCUUCUUCAUUAGCCAGUCAGGCGAGACAGCCGACAGCCUGAUGGCGUUGCGGUACUGUAAGGAGCGUGGCGCCCUCACCGUGGGCAUCACCAACACCGUGGGCAGCUCCAUCUCCCGCGAGACUGACUGCGGCGUCCACAUCAAUGCCGGGCCUGAAAUCGGAGUGGCCAGCACUAAGGCAUACACCAGUCAAUUUGUGGCCCUCGUCAUGUUCGCCUUGCUCAUGUGCUCGGACAGAAUCUCCAUGCAGCCCAGGAGGCGGGAGAUCAUUCAGGGCCUCAGAGUGCUGCCAGAUCUGAUAAAGGAGGUGCUGAGUCUGGAUGAUGAGAUCCAGAAGCUGGCCACCGAGCUCUACCAGCAGAAAAGCGUGCUCAUCAUGGGCCGAGGCUACCACUACGCCACCUGCCUGGAGGGGGCGCUGAAAAUUAAAGAGAUCACCUACAUGCACUCGGAGGGCAUCUUGGCAGGAGAGCUGAAGCACGGCCCUCUGGCUCUGGUGGAUAAACUCAUGCCUGUUAUCAUGAUCAUCAUGAGGGAUCACACGUACGUCAAGUGCCAAAAUGCUCUCCAGCAAGUGGUAGCAAGACAGGGUCGUCCCAUAGUGAUCUGUGACCAGGACGACUACGAGACCAUAAAGAACUCGAGCCGUACUAUUAAAGUGCCGCACUGCGUGGACUGCCUGCAGGGGAUCCUCAGCGUCAUCCCACUCCAGCUGCUGUCCUUCCACCUGGCCGUCCUCAGAGGAUAUGAUGUGGAUUGCCCGAGGAACUUGGCAAAGUCAGUCACGGUGGAGUAAAACCCUUGUGGAAUAUGUGACCUUUAAAACACACACACACACACACACACACACACACACACACAUAUAUAUAUAUAUACAUACAUACUGGAAGUGAAAAGGGAGGGAAAAAAAUCACAUUUCUACAGCAUUUCUUUCUCAAACUCUCUUUUUACCAUGUUCCCUUCGUAUGAGGAGUAGCAGCUGUUGAUUGUAUCGUCCUUUUCGUUGGUGGUGGCAGGGUGUGGGGAAGUUGUCUUUUACACACUUCCUCCUCUGUGAUGGGUGGCUUGAUCGAACUCCAUGUUCAGUCUUGGGUUUUAUCGUGUGCGUCAUCCCCAGAUAUGCCAAUUUUUUUUUUUUGCACAUUUCAGAUGCAUUAAUAGCAAAAACUCUUACAUGGACACCAAAAACCGUAACCGUGUUUUGAUGUUUUAGUCCUCAGCACAUUUAUACCAGUCGUCCCUGUCUACUUUGAAAUCUUGAUGCUGAUUAUUAAUGCUAAUCCCAUGAGCAGUCCAUAGUUUUGUUUGUUUCAUCGUGGUGGCUGAAAACACUAGUGCUACGGUAGUUUAUCUUAGUGUAUUCUCUGUUACAUUAUAUUUUCAUUUUACCAGGUACAAUAUAGUCAAUCAGUGCAGCUUUGCUACAUCCAGGCUUUUAAUUGAUGUCUCCAGUGAGUACUAUUUUAUAUUUAACGAUUAUUCGCUGAAAUCGAGUCGUACGUGAGCUGAUGGCUGACAAGGCACGUAGCACCGAGUUGGCUAUUUUCCAUGUACGACGAGAUUGGGUGGAAUAACUGUUUUAUUCUAUCCACAUUCACUGGAUUUUGAGAAACCGAGCAUUUUUAUUUUUAUGCAAAUUCGAUGAAUCAAAACUUGAUACAAAAUGUCCGACAAAAUAAUUUCCGCUUAAAAUGUAAAACAAACCGGCGAAAUGACAGGAGCAAUUUGUGAAAAAUGCUGCUAUAAUAAUAAUAAUAAUAAUAAUAAUAAUAAUUCUUGAAAAAAAGAAAAGAAAAAAGAAAAAACGUUCUUACCACCAAAUACUUUUCAUUCCUUUUUUUUUUUGUGGUUUUUGUUUGAGUAGUUUUUAUUUCGUCCUCGGUUGGUUCAGCAACGCGCUCCGCCAUUUUGUUUUUCUCUACUCACGGUGUAUGAGCUGAUAUCCUAGUAGUAGAGUGGCUAAUCAGCGCGCACGAUUGCUCAUAUCAUAUCAUUAAUAAUUAUUUGCCGAAGACGAAGUGAGUAUCGGUGAAUAAUAACCAAGACGAAGUCGAGGUUAUUAUUCAUCUAAUAUACCAUGCACUGAGAGGCUCCAGUUGAAAUUAUGGAUUCUCUGAGGUGACUGGCAUAGUACUAUUUUGCGAUGGGCGCAGUUCUGUGCCAGUCACCAAAGAGAAUCCGUAAUUCCUGGAGCCUCUCAGUGCAUGGUUUAUUGGAUCGAUAUCCCUCAUCAAUAAAUUCCAAACUAAAAGUGUUAAGAUUGAAUCUCAGCAUAAACUCACUGGAGGCAGCCAUGUGUGUUGUUUACAUCAGAGCAACCUUCGACCUGUUCUUGUACAGUGUACCAUGCUAUCGCCUGUCUCGCUAGCCAUGAUCAUGACACAUACUGUAAAUCUAUACACACAGAAAUGCUCGCUGUGACUCGAGUCAGCCGUAUAGCUUGAAAUUGUAACGUUAGUUCAUGGUAUAUCCAGGAUAUACCAUGACUGACACACCAUGUCAAUUUAUUAUUAUUAUUUUUUUAUUUUUGACGUCACGAGAUACAUUGCUUAGUCAAUAGUGGAACUAUUUUCUGUCACGUGAGCCAUCCUUGGCCUAUCCUUGCACGGUAAUUUUUUGACGAGGGAUAUUCACUGAGCUUGAGGUGUAUAAUUUGUUUUAGUGUAAAUACACAGGUGAUUAUUUCAAACUUCAAAAGCGGCAUGCGAAUGUAAUAAAUGCGCGGCGCAGACUUGUCACUUAGCUGCGCCGAGUCACAUAAAAUGCUUUGUUUUAUAAAUAAAAUAAGUCACAAUUCUACCUUACCUUUGAAUAGGCUUAGACCAAACUUCAUAGCAUCUUUAGUGCUUUUAGGAACAGCAUUUUCUUUCAUCAUGUGUGAUUCUUCCUCACUUACGGUGAAGAAGCGAUCAGCCACCGAUUUGCCGAGUCGCUCGAGGUGAUUAUCGAGAAAUAGUCUGAGGUGGUGUUUACAUUAGACCGUAUCCGUCUCGUUUUCGUCGCGGAUGCACUGUCCGUUCACGUUAAAACGCCGGGAAACGACUCCACAGGCGGAACAACUUGAAUCCGCCAGGGCCCACGUAUUCAACCCAGUUCGUAUCUGAUCCGGUGCUGUGUAAACAUUGAGAUACGAGGAAACGCAGUGCUGAGCUCUAGCUGACGUCGUCAUUGGACGACGUCACUGUGACAUCCACCUUCCUGAUUCGCUGGCGUUGUUCAUGCCACGUUGGUCAUGUGACGCGACUGCUGAAAAACGGCGCGGACUUCACUUCCUGCUAUUGUUUCCGCCUUGUAUCACCUUUUUGUUUUUUAUUAAAGAGUAUAAAAGUAUGAAUAUAAUGCUUUGCUUUGUCAUUCUUAAUGUUGUUCAUGGUAAGAUGCAAAUACUGCCCAUUGUGUAGUUAUGAUCGUCUUUAGGCUUGCCAUCCUUCCACUUGCAAGUGGUGAGUGACUUGCGCAUGCUGCCCGAUAUACACUGGGAUCACACACACAGCAGCUCAGUCCCGAAUCACUGCUCGUGCGCUUCACUCGCGCGCUCUGUGAGCUGCGCAGGGCCGGAGUGCGCACCCUCCAGAGGGCACUCGCUGUUCUGGGCGGAGUGAUUUGGAGCGCAGCCGCUGAGGAGGAAGCGCUGAGCCGCACUGACACAUUUCAACUUACGUGCCGUCUAAUUAGUCAUGUGAUUAGCGUAUCCGUGUAUUGGCGUUGCUGUGUGCACGCGAAUCAUUUUAAAAACGUUAAUCUGAUGAUCCGCUGAUACGGUCUAAUGUAAACACCACCUGAAUUUCUCGACCAAUCAGCACGCAGGAUUUCCUAUAAUCACCUGUGUAUUUAUACUAAAGUGGUAUAAUAAAUGUUCAUGAUCUUUAUGUCAAAGAUAACUCAUGUAAAGUAAAUACAUACGCGCGUUCAGCUAUGCUAGCUGACUGAAACGUGAUGUGCUUUGGCCAGAUUGUUUUUCAGUGCCUUGUCUGGCACAAGUUCUCACUAGUUACUGAAGUCCUGACUGCAGGGAUUGUUCUGAUUUCUGUAUUUACUUGAAUUUUUAUUAUCCUCAGCAUAGUUACACAACUUACAUCUGACUGUUACAGUCUUUACCUGUUAUCUAGUGUGUUAUGAAGUUUCAUCAGCCAACUUGUUCGAUUUAAACGCAUCUGACUUGCGCCUGUUUAUACCACGGGUCUGUUGAAUCGGCAGCUCCGAGAGUCGUUCCAGUUUAUAUCGACGCCUUUUGGUUCGUUUCAUUUCUGUCGAAGCAACUCAGUCGCAGGGAUGUUGAUGGAUAUCGCGCUACCCAUUUAACCGUAACGAUAAACAAAUUGAACAUGUUGGUUUGGUUCCCGUAAGGAGAGGUUUGUUUCACCUUUAUGGAAAGAGUCAGAGCGUCAGCACUUUGUACCAGUCGGGGUGUUUUUCUCUUUUUCCGCCGUAGGAAAGCCUUCAAGGCGGAGGAGUUUAGGAUUUUCUGUUUCUCUGGAACAUUUAUAAAUUGAAGGUUGAUGUGCAAAACCAUAAGCCUGGCUUCAUAAUAAUAAUAAUCAUCAUCAUCAUCAUCUCCAGGUUUUUUUUUUUUGUUGUUGCUUUGUUUGUAUUUUUGACUUUAAUGAGUUUCAGGUUUACAGUGUAACUGCUAGUGAAGCAGGAAAACACAGAAAACAUGAAAUUAACAUUUUUUUUCCUUCUUUUUUUUUAUUUAUGUACACAGCUACUCCACACUAUGCCACCUUCCUUAUCGUUGAAUGUUACCAUGGGACCAUACACUUUUAUACUUGUGCUUUUGGUCUUGGGCUCUUCUUUUGUUUAAAUGUUUUUUUUUUCUCGUAUAUUCUUUAUUACUGUAAUGCCUAUAUACCCAAGUGUAAAAAUCUCGUUUUAUUUUUAAAAUUUAAAAAAAAUUUCUCCUUUUUUGUUGAAAUUAUUAUUAAUCAUCUCAUCUCAUGAUCUCUAGCCGCUUUAUCCUGUUCUACAGGGUCGCAGGCAAGCUGGAGCCUAUCCCAGCUGACUACGGGCGAAAGGCGGGGUACACCCUGGACAAGUCGCCAGGUCAUCACAGGGCUUAUUAUUAAUUAAUCAUAAUAACCAUUAUUAUUAUUAUUAUUAUGUCUUAUUUGAGUGAUUUUGUUUAGAAGUACCUGCCAGUUUCUGAGUGCCUCUCAGACCCUUGUAGAAGUUUCUGAUGGUAAACUCUGACCUCACGCUGAGUUGAAUGAGGUGCACGCGCUCAUUUUGUCAGGUUGACGUUGCUACCAAACAUAUUUUUUCUAUUUAUUGAUCAUUUAUAUUCCCUUAUUUUAUUUUACACUCUUCUUGUUUAUUCAAGCCCUUUAUUAGCAGUCAGGUUGGGCGUAAUUAUGUAUUUCCACUGUAGACCCAUCAUGCAUUUAUAAGUUUAGAACCUAACAUUGAAAACCCCUUGUUAAUAAAUGCUGCUGAGUCUCUUGUAACAGUUUUAGAGCCUUAUUUCCUGAUUAAAAUGACAGCCCUGUAUCAAGCCAUUGUGUUUUGAUUGAAUGUUGUUAUGGGGUUUUAUUUACAACACGAGUAGUUGCAAUAAAACGGUCAAUAAUUA
Neoarius graeffei (lesser salmon catfish) is the source of this 6882-nucleotide messenger RNA. It is a transcript of the gene gfpt1, whose product is annotated as glutamine--fructose-6-phosphate transaminase 1. The coding region runs from base 58 to 2109 and encodes 683 amino acids. Lineage: Eukaryota; Metazoa; Chordata; Actinopteri; Siluriformes; Ariidae. The transcript has 19 exons. Gene Ontology annotation, biological process: fructose 6-phosphate metabolic process; protein N-linked glycosylation; UDP-N-acetylglucosamine metabolic process. Gene Ontology annotation, molecular function: carbohydrate derivative binding; L-glutamine:D-fructose-6-phosphate transaminase (isomerizing) activity. The record is from RefSeq and is a predicted model, not a curated record.